Molecule: messenger RNA, 492 nt
Organism: Phytophthora nicotianae INRA-310
Lineage: Eukaryota; Oomycota; Peronosporomycetes; Peronosporales; Peronosporaceae
Exons: 5
Coding region: 1-492 (163 amino acids)
Molecular function (GO): ATP binding; ATP hydrolysis activity
Source: RefSeq, a predicted model, not a curated record
AUGUACCACUCGGGCCUGGGCUAUCAGUGCACGUUCGUGGAUAAACCGUCACAGAUGGUACUCCAUCAUUUACAAGAGAACUUAAAAGGCCAAGAGCGAGCCGUGGAGGCAGUGGUGGGUGCGAUCGAAGCCUGGGAGUUCUCGAGCUCUACUAAAGACCGCGCACCGUUGGUGUUGGCUAUUACGGGGCCGACGGGCACGGGCAAGACGGAGAUGUCCAACUUGAUCGCUGAAGCGCUGUUUAAACGCAAGAAAAAGCUAUCAAACAGUGAGAAACGUGUGCCGUCAGGGCUGCUGAUCUUUCGUGGAGAAGAUUUUAGCGACAAUUUCACGAACCCCAUCACGGAAUACCACACGCAGAUCAAGACGAGACUUGCGGAACACUUGCAUCACUGCUCAGGAAAAGCCGUCGUGGUGAUCGAUGAAGUGCAGAAGGUGAUUCCACACACGCUUGACGGUAUGGUAACGUUUUGUUUUGUUAUAUUUUUCUAG